UACUCGUUACGCGGGGCGCACAUCAUUCAAAAUUUUUCCUAGAGGGUCGCAUUUGACCCGUGGACCGCAGGUUGCACAUUCCUAGAUUAAACAAUUGACCGACUAACUUUUUUCUGGUUUAACUAGUAAGUUCCAAUCAAAAGUUAAAUUUUAAUAGUUUGUUAAAAUCUCACCAAUAUGCCUCCGAAAAAGAAGGGAGGGAAGAAAGGGAAGAAGGGAAAGAAAGACAAGGAAGAAGGAUCAGCGACAGGGGAACGUCCAACCAGUGGAAAGGAAUUAACGGAACUUAGUAAAGAGUUUUUUAUGAUUCAAGUGAAAGAUUUGGAAACAAGGUUAAACAGGUACCAGCAGAAAUGUGACGCCCUUGAUAUUUCGAAUAAAGAAUUCCAAGGGAAAUAUGAUCAGCAAGUCAAAGACAAGAAGGAAAUUGUUUCAUUUCUGAAGAAACAACUUGAACAACGGUCUGACGAGAUUUUAGAUUUGAACGAUAAAUUGGCUGCAUUACAACAGGCCAAAGACACUGAAAAGGAAUCUUAUGAAAAACAACUGGCAACACUGAAACAUGAAUUCCAAGAAAUGAAAGAUCAGCUGACGUCAGAAAAUAUGAUCCUGGGUGGAAAACUGUCUUCGCUUGAAGAAUUUAAGGUUCAAAAAGAUGAUUUGAUGAAAAAAUUCGCAGACAUGGAAGAGAAGCUGAGACAACAAGCAGAAAGCCACAAAGAAACAAUUUAUAAUUUAGAAAGAAAAGCUGUUGUGGAUAAAGACAGACUCAAAAAAGAAAUGGUUCUACGAGUAAACACGGUGGCAGCAGAGUUUCGUAAGGUAUCGAACAAGCAGAUGGCAGACACAACAAAAAGGACAAUCAGAGAAAACGUCUCAAUCAAUUCUCAAUUGUCAAAGAUGUCUGAAAAAACUAAAGACCUAAUUCAGGAGAAUGAUGAUUUAACUGAUAAAGAUCAGAAACAGAAAAUCCAAAUUGAACUGUUGGAGUCGACACAAGAGGAAUUUGCAAAGAAGAAUCAUAGUAAUUUGAAGGUGAUCAGAAUGUUGACGGAAAAAGCAAAACAACAAGAAGAAAUGAUUGAAGAAUAUGAGAUGAGAGAGCAAGAAUAUGAACAACUUGAGACUGAGGCAAUGCAUUUGAGAAAUGAGAACUCUGAGUUUAACACUCAGAUUGAAGAAAUGAACAAACAGAUUGCAACACUUGAGAAAGAUCUUCUUGAAAUGACGAGUCAGAAAGAAGAUGAAGUCGGUGCCAAAGAAAGGUUGGAAGACGUUUUGGCAGCAGUGACACAGUCUUUGACUGAGGUUCUUCAAACACCAGAACUGGACGAUGUUGAUACGGCAGUGAAACGGCAAACCAUGAUAGAACGGUUGUUACUUGUGCUUAACUCAGCUGUUAUCCUUGGUAAAGCUCCACCGCCAGCUGAUCUAUUCAAACAAAGACCUAAGGCUGUGAUGGCUCCCUUGAUUCCUAAGUCCAAGAACAGGCAACCGAAAGGGCAGACACUGACUGGACCAUCUCUUCAUUCAUUCCCACAUUACAAGCUCGGUGACUUAGGUCUGGUACCCAGGCCGCCUCCAGCUCCACAAAACCGGCCACACGAGACUGUUGCACAUCUCUCAAACACAACACGAACCAAAGGCGGCCAAGACAAGAAAUUCGUCGAAUUUUUAGCUUUUAAACAACCCUCAAAACUGCCAGCUAUUCCACAAAAAAUGACCUGAUUUUAUUGUAGAGAAUUUUUUUUCAUUUCUUAUCACAAAUUUUACGAUAUAUAUAUCCGAACAAACAGUUUUUGUCCACUUUAAACAUGAGUAUAAGUUAGUAUAAGUUUAUUUUGACUCCAUAAUCAGCAUAAUCGACGAUAAAAUAAUUGAGGAAAACAAAAUAAAUAAAACUGAUUAUAGAAUUGGGCGAACAAAACUUAAAGUGAGGUUUAGAACGUACAGAUUUUAGGAUGAAAGGUGUUGUUAAAGGAAGGAGUACAUGUUCCCCCAACCCAUUUAAUUAAUAUAUUCUUAUAUUUUAUAUUUAUAUUAUUAAUUACUUUGUGGAAAAAUGCUAUUAAACAUUUAUUUUAUUUGCAUUACACUUAACCCCUUUAAUCAAGGAACUAGAUUUUGGUAGAUAUAUCCUAAUCUACCAUUAUUUACUUCCUGUUGCAUCGU
Styela clava is the source of this 2172-nucleotide messenger RNA. Lineage: Eukaryota; Metazoa; Chordata; Ascidiacea; Stolidobranchia; Styelidae. The record is from RefSeq and is a predicted model, not a curated record.